AUUUCGUCUACAGGGUCAGGAUUCUUAAACAGCGGGUUUGAGUGGCCUUCUACGAAACCUCUUUUGCUUUCGGCUCCCCUCGAGUUCUGGAAGUGAACCGGCACUCGACAUGCACAACCACGACGAGGCCUAUAAGGCCACGACGGCCCUGAUCCGCUCCUUGGCGAACGGCGACCACCAGGCCUUCGGCGAUGAAGCCACCAGUUUACCGGGCAACGACACGCCGGAGAAGAAGGAAUUAGAACGGGAGCUGAAGUCCCUGGUGCUGCGUGUGCGGCAGCUCGAGGCCAGGGCUGCCAGCACCAACGGCCAGACAUUCCCGGAGACGCCCAACGAGUUCGUGCCGCCUGCAUCGCCGUUUUCCAUGGCAUCGGUCGGGUCGAAUCGGCACCCAUCACCGGUGCCACUGGCCUUGACGGGGCGGGCCGGAAGUCCGGGCAGCGAGGUCAGCCAUCAGUCGCAACUUGAAUACCUGCAGGCGAAAUGCAAAUAUCACGAGCAGGAGAUACAGGAGAAUAAGAAGAAGUUGCGAGAUCUAAUACAGGAGACGGAGAGAGUCAAGACUGUCCCGCAGGUUCCCGCCGAUGAGGCAUCCAAGAUCGACAGAUUACAGCGGGAACUCAAGAAGUCGCAACAAGCGAAUGAGGCCUUCUCCAAAGCGCUCCGAGAAAUCGGAGAGAUCGUUACGGCUGUUGCACGGGGUGAUCUUACUAAGAAGGUCACCAUUCACGACGUCGAGAUGGACCCGGAGAUUACCACUUUCAAGAAUACCAUAAACACCAUGACGGACCAACUACAAACGUUUGCUAGCGAGGUAUCUCGUGUAGCAAGAGAAGUCGGAACCGAAGGUCGUUUGGGGGGUCAGGCAAAGAUUGUCGGUGUUGAGGGAACAUGGCAAGAAUUGACCAAUAACGUCAACGUUAUGGCAUCGAAUCUCACCAAUCAGGUGCGCGAGAUUGCCGAUGUCACUACCGCUGUCGCCAACGGCGACCUCUCGAGGAAGAUUUAUGUGCACGCACAGGGAGAGAUCUUGGAGCUGCAGCAGACCAUAAACUCCAUGGUGGACCAGCUCGGAACGUUCGCGUUCGAGGUCACACGUGUGUCUCGCGAGGUCGGAAUCGAUGGUAUCCUAGGUGGACAGGCGGAAAUCUCUGAAGUGAAGGGCACAUGGCGUGAGCUUACCGACAACGUCAACGCAAUGGCGGCCAACCUCACUGAGCAAGUCCGAAACAUCGCCGCCGUCACCACCGCCGUCGCCGAAGGAGAUCUCACGAAGAAGGUCAGCGCACACUGCAAGGGUGAAAUCCUGCAACUCAAGGAGACUAUUAACAAGAUGGUUGACCGUCUGCAAAAUUUCGCCAGCGAAGUCACCAAGGUCGCUCGUGAGGUCGGAACCGAAGGAAAGCUAGGAGGUCAGGCAAGAGUGGAAGACGUCGAAGGCACUUGGAAAUCGCUCACCGAAAACGUGAACGGCAUGGCUCGAAAUUUGACCACACAAGUGCGGAGUAUCGCAUCCGUCACGACAGCUGUCGCAGAAGGCAACCUUACUCGGAAGAUUGACGUUCACGCUCAAGGAGAAAUCCUGCUGUUGAAGGAUACCAUCAAUAAGAUGGUGGAGAGACUUCAGAACUUUGCGACUGAGGUGACGAAGGUGGCCAAGGAGGUCGGAACCGAUGGUAUUCUCGGUGGUCAAGCUAGGGUCCAAGACGUAGAGGGCACCUGGAAGGAUCUCACCGACAACGUCAACAUCAUGGCCAACAACCUUACCACCCAAGUGCGAAGUAUCGCCGAUGUCACGACCGCGGUCGCGCAGGGAGACUUGAGCCGGAAGAUUAACGUCCACGCUCAAGGCGAGGUGCUUGCAUUGAAGAACACCAUCAACAAGAUGGUGGACCGAUUGGAGGUCUUCUCCCGCGAAGUGAAGCGGGUCGCCAGGGAUGUGGGAAUAGACGGCAAGCUGGGUGUGCAAGCCGAGGUGAACGACGUCGACGGAACCUGGAAGGAGAUUACCAGCAAUGUCAACACUAUGGCGCAAAAUCUCACCACUCAAGUGCGAGCCUUUGGAUCCAUCACGGCUGCAGCCGCUGACGGUGACUUCAACCGGUUCAUCACCGUUGAAGCAUCCGGUGAGAUGGACGCAUUGAAGACGAAGAUCAACCAGAUGGUGUUCAACUUGCGCGACAGUAUCCAGAAGAAUACAGCAGCGCGUGAAACCGCCGAGUUGGCGAACAGAACCAAGUCGGAAUUCCUGGCGAAUAUGUCGCACGAGAUCCGAACUCCGAUGAACGGUAUCAUUGGAAUGACUCAAUUGACCUUGGAUACCGAUCUUACCCAGUACCAGCGUGAAAUGCUGAACAUCGUUCAUAAUUUGGCGAACAGCUUAUUGACCAUCAUCGAUGAUAUCUUGGAUAUCUCUAAGAUUGAGGCCAAUCGUAUGGUAAUGGAAGAGAUCCCCUUCUCGCUGCGAGGGACCGUGUUCAAUGCCCUCAAGACCCUGGCAGUAAAGGCGAACGAAAGAUUCCUGGACCUCGUUUACUGUGUGGAUAACGUCGUUCCUGACCACGUCGUGGGUGAUUCUUUCCGUCUUCGACAAGUCAUUCUCAACCUCGUUGGAAACGCUAUCAAAUUUACGGAGAACGGCGAAGUCAAGUUGACAAUUCGGCAAACGGACCAAUCUAGGUGUGCGGAGAACGAGUACUGCUUUGAAUUCUCGGUUUCGGAUACCGGUAUCGGUAUCCACCCGGACAAGCUGGACAUGAUUUUUGACACGUUCUGCCAAGCGGAUGGUUCCACAACGAGGAAAUUCGGUGGUACAGGACUUGGACUGUCCAUCUCGCGACGACUGGUCAAUCUUAUGGGUGGUGACGUGUGGGUGAAGAGUAUGCCCGACGAAGGCAGCACAUUUUACUUUACCUGCGUGGUCCGCCUCGCCAGCACGGAGCUCAGCUUGAUAAUGCCUCAGCUUAAGCCGUACAAGGGACAUCACGUUCUCUUCAUCGACAGAAAGCGGGAGAAUGAGGAAAUACCCGAGAUGCUGCGACUCUUGGGACUGGUACCUGCCAUCGUACGAUCGGUCCAAGAGGCGAAACCAUACCCUCCAGGGUCUGACGGGCGGGGCAUCACUUUCGACGUGAUACUAGUGGAUUCUAUGGAUACAGCACUGAAGCUGAGAACACUCGACGACUUCAAGUACAUUCCGUUGGUCCUGCUGUGUCCGAUAAUACAGGUCUCGCUCAAGUCGACGCUUGAUCUCGGUAUCAGCUCGUACAUGACAACGCCAUGCCUACCCAUUGACUUGGGUAACGGUAUGAUUCCCGCGCUAGAAGGAAGGGCCGCGCCAUCCGUAUCGGAGAACUCUAGGUCAUUCAAUCUCUUGCUCGCCGAGGAUAACAUCGUCAACCAGAAGCUUGCGGUGAAAAUACUUGAGAAGUACCAUCACACUGUGGAUGUGGUCGAGAAUGGUCUUCAAGCUCUGAAUGCCGUCAAGAAGAAGCGUUACGAUGUCAUCCUUAUGGAUGUACAAAUGCCAGUAAUGGGUGGUUUCGAGGCUACAGCCAAGAUUCGCGAGUGGGAGAAGGAGCAGAAGCUUGCCCGCACACCCAUUGUCGCACUGACAGCGCACGCCAUGUUGGGUGAUCGGGAAAAGUGCAUCCAAGCACAAAUGGACGAGUACCUGUCCAAGCCUCUGAAACAGAAUAGCCUCAUUCAGGUGAUAUUGAAGGUCUGGUGCCGAUCGUCCCAACGAAGAGAUCUUAGCUCACCGUCGUAGCAGUGUGCGACUCUUGGAGGGCCGUUGUUGGAGCGGGGUAGCGGGCUCCACAUCGCGUCGAUGCAGGGAGACGAU
Molecule: messenger RNA, 3844 nt
Organism: Tricharina praecox
Lineage: Eukaryota; Fungi; Ascomycota; Pezizomycetes; Pezizales; Pyronemataceae
Exons: 8
Coding region: 110-3769 (1219 amino acids)
Biological process (GO): phosphorylation; phosphorelay signal transduction system; cellular hyperosmotic response
Cellular component (GO): membrane
Molecular function (GO): phosphorelay sensor kinase activity
Source: RefSeq, a predicted model, not a curated record